Solea senegalensis (Senegalese sole) is the source of this 2861-nucleotide messenger RNA. RefSeq names its product kelch domain-containing protein 8B-like. NCBI's taxonomy places the organism in Eukaryota, Metazoa, Chordata, Actinopteri, Pleuronectiformes, Soleidae. The record is from RefSeq and is a predicted model, not a curated record. The transcript is spliced from 5 exons. Bases 861 to 1940 code for a protein of 359 amino acids. Gene Ontology annotation, molecular function: protein binding.
GCAAAACUUCAGGACGUCACAGAGUUCAGAAGACGCUGUGCCUGACAGCGAGCCAUUCAACAGCACUCACGGGAUUUAAAGUUCUUCUUUAAUUAAGGGGGGAAAGAAUUUCCAGGCAGUCUUGACAGUCAUUACACUGCAGCAGACCUUUCAGGAAUUUGGUUCAUUUAUUAUUAUAUUAUAGGAAUUUUUCCACAGUAGACUUUAUCACCGAGGUGCAAAUGCAGCACCUGAAGAGGAGUGGUAGUCCUGAGUAACUGCCUCCUGUUUGAAGGUACAAAAGACUCUUUGAAUUCUCAGAUGGCUGGUGAAUGUCAGUGCUCGGUAACUCUCUCCCGUGGUCUUUAAUCCCAGGCUGUCUCCGCACUUUGACGUUCAGGGUUUUCUUUUUGGAUAAACUUUGAGACGUCCUCUUUUCUUACCUCCUGGAAUAUACUCACGACAAAACUCUCACCAACAUCACCUGUCGACAGGAAGCAGUGAGGAAGAGGAAGUGACCAGAGAGAGGAAUAAUGGAGGGGAUUGAAAAGCAGAUGGCUUCACUGCCGCUCGGAAACACCAAGCUCUUUAUGAAUUAAACAUUUGAAUCGAGAGAGAGUUGUGGCAUCUGGGUGAGGAGUGUGUAAGACACUCUCCGUCCUCUCACCUUCUAACAUCUGUCCUCUCCUCAUCCUCAUUUAUUCCUCCCUCCCUCUUACUUUCACGUCGUCUCUGUGUCUCUGAGGACACAAGAGUCAGGUGGUCACUCAAACAGAAACAAGCGUGUUUGGCCCUUUCUCUCUCAGUCCUUGGCCUCCCCCCCCCACACACACCCUCCCUGCCUGGUGUGUAAUGGUGCGUCCCCUCUCAGUCCUGGAGACAUGCCCGUGCAGGAGAUGGCGGUGAGUCCUGUCAAGUCCUUGUACUGGGAGCAGUUCCCCCCUAUGUCGCAGCGCCGUGUCUACUGCACCCCUGUGUACCACGAAGGCCUGCUGUACGUGCUGGGGGGCUGCAGUGAGACCGGCAUGCCCCUGGACAGUGUGGAGGUCCUGGACGUGGAGAGCCAGACCUGGAGCCAGUUGCCACCGCUGCCCACGGCAAGGGCUGGGGCCUCGGCCGUGGAGCUGGGGGGUCAGGUGAUGGUGCUCGGGGGCAUGAAUCAGCAGCAGACCCCGCUGGCGUCUGUGGAGAUGUAUCAUCCUGACGAGGGCAAGUGGGAGACGAGAGCCAGCCUGGGUCAACCAUCGAUGGGCGUCACCACGGUGGAGAAAGAUGGUAAAGUGUAUGCGUUGGGUGGAAUGGGAGCAGACACCACGCCACAGGCCUUGGUGAGGGUUUAUGAGGCAGAGAAGGACCAGUGGCAGCCGAUGACCUCCAUGCCCACGCCGCGGUACGGAGCCACGCCCUUCCUCACAGGGAACAAAAUCUACAUGCUGGGUGGUCGUCAGGGAAAGAUGCCGGUGACGGCGUUGGAGGCCUUCGACCUGGAGAUGAAGAGCUGGACGCGUUACCCGUGCAUCCCGAGCAGACGCGCCUUCUCCUGCUGCACCACCAACGAGAGAAGCCUCUUCAGCCUGGGCGGCCUCCAGCAGCCGGGGCCUCACAACUUCUACUCCAGACCUCACUUUGUCAGCACCAUGGAGGAGUACGAUCUGGACCAAGGAAUCUGGAUUAAACCGAGCCGAACGUCCAGGAUGAGGGAGAAGCGAGCCGACUUUGUGGCCGGAUGUCUGGGAGGAAGAGUCAUCGCCGCCGGUGGUUUAGGUAACGAGCCGUCGCCGCUGGGUUCGGUGGAGAGCUACAACCCCGCGAAACGACGGUGGGAAUACGCGGCGCCGAUGCCGACGGCGCGCUGCUCCUCCUCGCUCCUGCAGACGGCCAGCAUGCUCUUUGUGAUCGGCGGCGUCGCGCAGGGGCCCAGCGACGCCGUGGAAGCCCUCUGCUUCCAGGAGACGGUGUGACACAUGCGUGCACACACACAUACACGUGGGAAUAAUGGUUAAACACAGACCAACCAACACACACACACACACACACAUAGAUUGGAUCCACAGAUCUGAGGAGAUCUGAGAUACUUUCUCUUGUGUGUGUCCCACCACUCAUGGAUGUGUCUUGUACACUGGGAUGUAGAGAAGGAAGCCUUAUUCACAUUCAAGCAUUUUCAGACGGGAUCCGUGGAGACGUUCUGCGACAGAGACGGACGGAAAAAACACAACACGAGGAUGUUGAAGCUGUGACUGACUGACAGGAGCAGAAAACUGUCAGCUUUGCUACUCUGGGGGAAUCAGACGGAGACACACACAAAAAAAACACACACUGAAGAAAUAACACACGCCUUUGAACUGUUUUCAUUUUUCAGAAUAAAAGCAGGGUACUAUUUUCUGGCUAUUAAAGGAACUUAGGGCCAUAUAUGUAUUUUCCUCUCUGCUGCGACAGCAAAGCUCGGACACUUUUCUAUGACUGGUGACGUUCUAGGUUUGUGAAUGUCUGUUUUGGUUUUUUCCUCCUAUAGGUGGCAGUGUUGUAUCAGUAAUCAGUUUGCUUUACAUUUGCUGUCAGCAACGGCUACCACAGUGUCAACAACAACAAGCGUUUACACCCUUAGACCAUAUAUGAAAAGUGGACAUAGCCCUUUUCCCUGUAUGAUCUUGUUCUUUAUUUGCUCUUAAAACCCUUUCAAGAAAUGUUCUUUUUAUUCACACAAAACCUCCUAAAACGACUCUAAUGUACAGUUCCAGCACGACUCGGUUUGGUAUCGGUCACGUUGUUUUCCAGGACUUCAUAGUUCCUCCUGAACAUGGGCGGAGUCCAAAAUGUUGUGACAUAGUUUUAUACGCGACAAACACAAACUAGUGACUAGUAAAGCAGAUUGUUUGGCUCUA